Molecule: messenger RNA, 1773 nt
Organism: Hyaloscypha bicolor E
Lineage: Eukaryota; Fungi; Ascomycota; Leotiomycetes; Helotiales; Hyaloscyphaceae
Exons: 7
Coding region: 1-1773 (590 amino acids)
Biological process (GO): regulation of transcription by RNA polymerase II
Cellular component (GO): nucleus
Molecular function (GO): RNA polymerase II cis-regulatory region sequence-specific DNA binding; zinc ion binding; DNA-binding transcription activator activity, RNA polymerase II-specific
Source: RefSeq, a predicted model, not a curated record
AUGGGUUUGUCUUUCAGAUUUAGAGAUGAAGGAUAUGAAGGCCGGAUUGUGGCAUAUGAAUUGAGUCUCAAAGUGUCCUCUCCACCCUACCACCCUACAGUUGAGACUCAAGAUUGUCAUAUUUCAUGUACUCUUCCUCCACCGGCCCCCCUCUCCUCCCCCACCGCCCCACAUUCUUUGUCUGCCGGGACUGUGUUUCAUGAAAUCGAGACAGUCUCGUUCUGCCCAAAACUUGGGAAUCCAUUCGUCAGGAUCUGCCGAUGGGCUUUGCAGAUCAGUGGCCUGAUCCGUAGCAAACAAGUCACACUUAAAGCGGUCACCAUCGCCUUGCCGGACUAUUCCGCGAUUUACUACAGUAGUCAAUUCUCCCUGGCACAAUACAUCUCUGACAACAAGACAAGAAUCCUGAAGAUGGUGAUGACUCGAGCCAUAUUUGAUGAUCAAGAAGCUCCGUUCCGGCGCCUCAGUGGCCGUGGACAUGGUUAUCCUUUAAGUCAUGACCGAGACCUACCUCCAGCACAUGGCCUUUAUUCUCCUUCUCGAAUCUCGCAUUUAGGUAGCCCCGAGAAUCGAAAUGGCGAUCAAGCUUCAGAGAACGACUCAAACACUCGACCGAGAAGCAGAAUCCCUGUUGCAUGUGGACGUUGCCGGAAGCGCAAGAUUCGAUGCAGCGGUGAUCAAGGCGGUCCGUGUUCAAAUUGCAAGAAUGCCGGAAACGAGCAGUGCCAGUUCUUGAGGGUCUCAUCAACAGAAGCCCAGAUGAAGAGCGAAUCCGCGGGUUAUGAUUAUGACCUCUCUCCAGGAUCCCGUUUGAACUGCCGCAUGGUUCCAUGCGGCCCGCAAUCUUAUGGACUGGGUCUUGACCCCUAUCAAUAUCGCAACAAUUCCAUACCGGCGUACCAAUUUCCAAUCAAGUCAUACUACUCAUACAAUGACUUUGAGGAAAACGUUGAUUACGGUCUUCAAGGCUCAUCUUAUUCACUGCUUCCAUCUGAACACAUGGCGAUGCCGAACUAUACGACGUCCGCAGGACGAGGCUGGACAACUCCGACCCCUCAGCUUCCAAAGACGUCGCUGUUCGUGGAUCAACCAGAUUCAGCUUACAAUCAUGGCCAGUUGCCGUAUCACGGUAGCACCUCCUUUCCUUUGCGCCCAGCCAUCAGCCCUGAGCCUAAGAGCCUCUCAUUACCAGGUUUUACAACCUCGCUCCCUACACCAUUGACAACCAAUGAUCGUAUGCUCCCGAUUCCUGCAACCAAUCGUCAAUCACAAGGAUCGUUCUUGCGAACCCCAGAGAGCCUUCAGCCGGUUUCGCAGCCAGGAUAUCAAUCUUACAAUGGCUUGAUGAGCGCCAGCAUGUUGAAUAGUCUCAAAAUCCAUAGCAAUGCAACCCCUCAUGAAUCCUCCUAUAUUCCGAUAUCGAGCAGCAGCCCCGAAUCCCUGCCGUCAUCGCAGAUGGCCUACAGCUCCGGACAGAUCCUGAAUUCCCAAUCUCAAGAGCUGUACCAAUCAUCCAAUAGCGAGAGUUUGUAUACUCCCAACGAUCCGUCUGAGUCGUCUUAUGGACACAGCAGCCCGGUGUCAAAGCGAGGAUCGCAAAGCAGCCAAGCCGCCAACAGCGAUGACUCGCUACCUUCACAAUCCGGCGGAUCACUCGUGAAUGGACAUACAUACGUCCCUUCGCCCUAUCAAUCAUCUUACCCGCCUCCACCGAUCGAAGUCCAAAGCUCGGCUCCUCCCCGCCUUCCAAACACGAGCAUCCCCGCAGCAUAA